Penicillium verhagenii is the source of this 2508-nucleotide messenger RNA. RefSeq names its product peptide alpha-N-acetyltransferase complex A subunit NAT1. The coding region runs from base 1 to 2508 and encodes 835 amino acids. Gene Ontology annotation, molecular function: protein-N-terminal amino-acid acetyltransferase activity; protein binding. Lineage: Eukaryota; Fungi; Ascomycota; Eurotiomycetes; Eurotiales; Aspergillaceae. Gene Ontology annotation, biological process: N-terminal peptidyl-methionine acetylation. The record is from RefSeq and is a predicted model, not a curated record. The transcript is spliced from 3 exons. Gene Ontology annotation, cellular component: cytoplasm; NatA complex.
AUGCCGCAACCAUUGAACCCCAAGGAUCAGUCCUUGUUCCGUCAAGUGGUUCGCAACUUUGAGCUCAAGCAAUAUAAGAAAGGUAUCAAAACGGCAGACCAAGUUCUCCGCAAGAACCCCAAGCAUGGCGACACGCAGGCGAUGAAGGCUCUGAUUAUGAGCAACAUGGGGCAGUCCGAGGAGGCCUUCACGCUCGCCAAGGAGGCCCUGCGCAACGAUAUGAAGUCGCACAUUACCUGGCACGUUUACGGUCUCCUAUACCGACAGGAAAAGAACUACGAGGAGGCUAUCAAGGCAUACCGAUUUGCUUUGAGAUUGGAGCCUGAGUCAGGCCCCAUCCAACGAGAUCUAGCUCUGCUUCAGAUGCAGAUGCGUGAUUUCCAAGGAUACAUCCAGACUCGCACGGCAAUGCUGCAAGCGCGCCCUGGCGUGCGACAGAACUGGACAGCAUUGGCGAUUGCUCAUCACCUGUCUGGAGAUUUGGAAGAGGCCGAGAAGGUGUUGACAACGUACGAAGACACAUUGAAGGGAACCCCGCCUGUUGCUGAUAUGGAGCACUCUGAGGCUAUCUUGUACAAAAACUCCAUUAUCGCGGAGACGGGCAACCUCGAAAGAGCUCUCGAGCACCUCGAGAAAUUCGGGUACCGGUGUACGGAUGUUCUCGCGGUCAUGGAGAUGAAGGCUGACUAUCUCCUGCGACUUGGAUCUGACCGCAAGGCCGAGGCUGAGGAGGCAUACACUGCGCUUCUGGAGCGGAACCCCGAGAACUCGGUCUAUUACAACGGGUUGAUACAAGCAAAGGGUAUUCCGGAGACCGACCACAAGGCAUUGAAGGCGCUGUAUGACCAGUGGGUGGAGAAAAACCCGCGUGGUGAUGCCGCUCGCCGCAUUCCUCUUGAUAUUCUAGAAGGCGAAGACUUCAAGCAAGCCGCGGAUGUUUACCUGCAGCGAAUGCUCAAGAGAGGCGUUCCUUCGCUUUUUGCCAACGUCAAGACUUUAUACACCAACCCCGCCAAGCGCGACGUAGUGCAGGCUUUGGUUGAGGGAUACGUCUCUAGCAGCCCAGCGCAAGGGAACGACUCUGCUGAUCCCAAGGAGAAGGAAUUCCUCGAACUGUCUUACUACUUCUUGGCCCAGCACUACAACUACCACCUCAGCCGCAACAUCGCCAAGGCCAUGGAGAACGUCGACAAGGCCAUCGAGCUAUCACCGAAGACUGUAGAAUACCAGAUGACCAAGGCGCGGAUCUGGAAGCACUAUGGUAACCCAGUUAAGGCAGCAGCAGAGAUGGAGAAGGCUCGUCUACUGGAUGAGAAGGACCGACACAUCAACACCAAGGCCGCCAAAUACCGACUACGCAACAAUGAGAACGAAAAGGCUCUGGAAAACAUGAGCAAGUUCACCCGCAACGAGACCGUGGGCGGUGCUAUGGGUGAUCUUCACGAGAUGCAGUGCCUGUGGUAUCUAACUGAGGAUGGUGAGGCAUACUUGCGACAGAAGAAGCUGGCACUGGCACUUAAGCGCCUCCACGCCGUGUACAACAUCUUUGAUACCUGGCAAGAAGAUCAGUUCGAUUUCCACAGCUUCUCUCUACGCAAGGGUAUGAUCCGCGCCUAUGUCGACAUGGUGCGCUGGGAAGAUCGUCUGCGGGAGCACCCAUUCUACACACGAAUGGCCGUCUCUGCUAUCAAGGCGUACAUCCUCCUCCAUGAUCAGCCUGACCUCGCCCAUGGACCGAUGCCCACCAUCGUCGAUGGUACUGAGGGAUUGACCGAAGAGGAGAAGAAGAAGGCCCUCAAGAAGGCCAAGAAGGAGCAGCAACGUUUGGAAAAGAUCGAGUCUGAUAAGCGUGACGCAAGAAAGGCCGCCGCCGCCAAUGCCAAGAAUGUCGAUGGAGAAGUCAAGAAGGAAGACGCCGAUCCUUUCGGCCUCACCCUAGUGCAGACCAAGGAUCCUCUCAACGAAGCCAUGAAGUUCUUGACACCCCUCAUCAGCCUGAGCUCGCAGAACAUCGAGUCCCAGACCCUUGGUUUUGAGGUUUACCUUCGCAGGAACAAGCAUAUCCUUGCCGUGAAGUGCCUCUCAGCUGCCCACGCCAUUGACCCCUCAAACCCCACUCUCCACUUGCAGCUCUUGCAAUUCCGCAAGGCUCUCGAAAAGCCUGCUGAGUCCAUUGACCCUAAGGUUGCCGAGGUUGUCAACGCCGAAUUCGAGAAGCUCCUCCCCAAAUCCCAGGACCUUGAGGAAUUCAACGAGUCUUUCCUCUCUGCCAACAAGGCCAGUGCCACACAUGUCCAAGCUGCUCUUUCUGGCCGUCUCCUCCUGAAUGCGGACUCUAAGACACAGUGUGAGAAGGAUCUUUUGGCUACCCUCGACUCUUCUGAUAUCACCAUCGAUGAAGCUGCUCUUGCCCUCGAGCUUCUGACUAAAUGGGGUAUCGAUAAGGCCGCCUAUGCUGAAAAGGCGACUAACAAGUGGCCAGAGUCUUCCGUUUUCCGUCUGAACUAG